AUGAAGUUGAACUAUUGUACUGGAACUGUUUCAUUAUCAAAAAUAUUAAUAUUGUUAAUUAUUGUUAUUAUCAUUCCUAUAUGCUUUAAUAUUAUUGAAAAAAAUUACUCAUUCCGAUUAGAAGAUAAUUACAUUCAGCCACGAGGUGUCAUCACAACACUUAUUCGUAGUGAUACUCGAACAAUUCUUUUAACUAUUAAUAUGAUUCAUUCAAUAGUAAAAUUUCAUUCGACUAAGAAUAAUACUUUCUAUCCAUUAAUUAUUUUUCAUGAUAUAAAUCUUACUUCUGUUAUGCGUCAAUAUAUAUUAUCAUGUACAAUUAAAAACAAUACACAAAUGAAUAUUUCAUUUGCUCUUGCCAAUUUUCAAACAUCAUCACAACCAGCCAAUGAAUCACGAUUAGCCAAAACAAUUGGAUAUCGUAUUAUGUGUCAAUUUUGGACGUAUGAUAUCUUUUAUCAUCCGGCAAUUACUGAAGGUCAUUACGAUUAUCUCAUGAGAAUGGAUGCUGAUUCAUAUUUUUCUGAUGUAACUAAAAAGGAUCUUUUUGUUUAUAUACAUAGACAAAAAUUCGAUUAUAUUUAUCGGGCUGAAUAUUGGGAACCGAUUACACCGAUGGUACCCGUUCUAGAACAUUUUCUUUACGAUACAUCCGAUGUUUCUAGUUGUAUUUAUAAUAAUUUUUUUAUUAUUCGUUUGAAAUGGUUUUAUGAAUCAAAACGAGUUCAAACUUUUAUUCAAGAACUAAUUCGAGAUGAUUUAAUGAUUCGAGAAUAUAUUGGCGAUGGAUGUGCUCAUGCAGCUAUGCUAAAAAUUGAUAAUCAAGUUAGAGUUAAACAAAUUACUGAUAUUUCUUAUGGUCAUAAUUAUCAUAUCAUGCCACGUGGUCAAGGAACGACAUUUGUUGAUGUGAAAGAAUUUGAUGAAGAAAUAAAGAAAUCUUGUCAACAGUUGACCGUACUCAGAAACAGAAAAGGCACGCUAACACGAAUAUCUAUUUCAUAA
Messenger RNA from Adineta steineri, 1005 nucleotides. The record is from the annotation of a GenBank genome assembly. NCBI's taxonomy places the organism in Eukaryota, Metazoa, Rotifera, Eurotatoria, Adinetida, Adinetidae.